AUAUUGCGCGCAAUUCCGCUGUUGCGUUACAGCUAUUCUGAUGGUGUUUCGAAUAGAGUGUAUCCUUCUCAUCACUCUAUGGAGUGGGGUCAGCUGCCUAGAGAUACCUCCACAUGGAACAUCAAAACUUCCAGUCAUAAAAGAUGAUCAAAUCAAAUCGACCAAGGAAGUUAAUUCAGCAUGGAAUUUGUUUUUAUCGGGAUUUUCGUCUUCAUUUUACGUUAUUAUAAUAUCUGAAAUUGGUGAUAAGACAUUUUUCAUCGCUGCUAUUAUGUCUAUGCAACAUCCACGAGCUUUGGUUUAUUGUGGAGCGAUGCUCGCUCUUAUCACCAUGACAAUGUUGUCGGCGUUACUUGGUUACGCAACAACAAUCAUCCCGCGAUUUGUAACCUUAUAUUUAUCCGGUGCUUUAUUUUUUAUAUUCGGCCUGAAAAUGCUCUAUGAAGCAUAUACUAUGUCUUCCAGUACAGCCAAAGAAGAGUUCGAUGAAGUUCAUAUGCAACUCACACAGUCUAGAGCAGAUGAUAUAGAAACUGGUCGUUCAACCCCAGACUCUCCCCAGGGAUUUCCCUCCAAAUUACUUACGAUCACAAGAAACAUAUUUACUCCAAUCUUUGUGGAAGCUUUUGUGCUCACAUUUUUUGCAGAAUGGGGUGAUAGGUCUCAGAUAACUACAAUUGUUCUUGCAGCUACAAAGAGUGCUUUGGGUGUAAUCGUAGGUGGAGUUGUUGGUCAUGCUUUAUGCACAGGUUUAGCUGUCCUUAUGGGUCGUUUUGUUGCUCAACGCAUUCCUGUACAGUGGAUUACAUUUAUCGGAGGUGUGACAUUUAUAAUAUUUGCGUUCAGUGUAUUUUUUGGGAAUCCAGACACAAUGUCUUAACUUUGACGUUUGCGAUCAUCAGUUUUUUUUUUAAAAUAUAUAUAUAAUAACUUAUUUUCAGUUUGUAUUGGUUAAUAAUAUUUUUGAAGCACUUUGAAAUUGAUACUACUCACGGUAUAUUUGUGUUAUUUGUACAACUAUCCAAUUAUUCCUAAAAUUUCUUUCAUUUCAGAUAAAUUUAUUCUUUUUCCAUGUUUCUCAUAUUAUGUUUAUAAAUAAAAGGUCUCUUUAUCUAACUGAAUAUCAGAUAUUAUAUAACUGUGAUUACAUAAGAAACAGACAAUAAGCUGUUUUUUUUGCUUUCUGUACAUUCCUUUUAUAUCUAGUAUUCUAUGUACUUCUCUAUGUAAUUUCUUUUUGGUCAGUUCUUUAUUUUUUUUCUUCCUUCAAUAUAUCACUUCGGUAAUAUUUCUUAUACAUUAAUAUUCUUUAUGUAAAAUGAUCAGUUUAUUUUUCUCUACAAACUAUAUUUUAGUAAUAUCAAAGAUAUUUGAAGAAAGUAUUAGUAAAUCGAAUAAUAAACAAUGUAGUUUGUUGAAUAGAAAUUGACAUUUACAUUGUAUUUUCAUUGUGUUGUUUACAAGUUUAUUGUCUUUUUGUAUUGCUACUAACUAAAUAGAAAAUUUAGGAGAAAAAUAAAAUGAAAUUGUGUAAUAAAAUACAUACGUUAUGUAGUUUUAUGGAUUUUGAAAAUAAAUUCUUUUCUUUUUUUUAACAUAGAGACAUUGAAUGCUUUAAUCUCAAUCAGUAUUCAUAAUAUUUAAUUGAGUAUCCAGAUAAGAAAUUGUUUUAUUUAAAGGUUUAAGUAGAUUGUUAAUUGAUUUUUCGUGAUAAUCUAUCCUGUUGAUAAUAUGAACUCAUUUUUAAUGUUUGUAUAGAUAUGCAUCUAAUACAAUUAUUAGAUCUUGAACAAAACAAUGUAAUUUGAUAUGUCAGUAAUAAUAGAAGUGAAUACAGUG
This is a messenger RNA of Schistosoma haematobium, 1839 nucleotides long. RefSeq lists its product as uncharacterized. Gene Ontology annotation, molecular function: manganese ion transmembrane transporter activity; calcium ion transmembrane transporter activity. The coding region runs from base 41 to 880 and encodes 279 amino acids. The record is from RefSeq and is a predicted model, not a curated record. Gene Ontology annotation, cellular component: Golgi apparatus. Gene Ontology annotation, biological process: calcium ion transmembrane transport; manganese ion transmembrane transport; Golgi calcium ion homeostasis. The transcript is spliced from 5 exons. NCBI's taxonomy places the organism in Eukaryota, Metazoa, Platyhelminthes, Trematoda, Strigeidida, Schistosomatidae.